GAAAGCGUUUAACAAAAACAAGAGAACUGAGCACGGCUAUGAUGGGUGACACGCACGUAGCAAAGAGUAUUUCAGAGUUCAAUCCUAAGCACUCCGCGGAACAAAUUCCCUUCGACCCAGGGGGAAUCACGUCCGGUCAACCAUGCAGAGGUCAUUCGCAGAUCACCAGGGUCUAAGGAAAAAACAAAAUAUUGCGCCAGCCAAUAAACGAAGCCAGAAUUCCCUCCGAAGGUGUCAGGUUUCACCGCGCCAACUUGGACUGGACCUGCUACCACCAAUAAAGCUGCCGCAGGAUUUCGACUCUGCAGCCGCGGCAGAACGUCUACAGGAUUUCGUCCCAAAACAAGGAGGUCCAAGUGGGGGAGCUGUCGAUUUCCUUUUGCUUCAAGGCGAAAUCCUGCAAAACUGCCACGAUUCUGCUGCAUACCGUAUAGUAGCAAGCAAACGCCACGUUCGGUUAGGCGAUGGGGUCGGUACUAAGCAGCGACGGACGGGAGACGGCGAGGACGCCGGGUGCUGGCGGCUCCCAAGGCCGUAUCCAGUUCCCACAACCGUCAGGUGGAGCUGGAGACGUGCAAGAGCAGCAACUUCCUUCUUUUGACUGCGCUAUCUGCUUGGAGGUGCUCGACCAGCCCGUAAGGACCAGGUGCGGCCACGUAUUUUGUCACUCUUGUAUUGCAACAUGUUUAAGAAAUAAUACAUGGACAUGCCCAUAUUGCUGAGCAUAUCCUCCUCCUGAAGGAAUUCCAGCAACCCUUGUUAUCAAAAUGAUGAGAAAUAGACACCAAAACUGUACAGAAUGUAAAACACAGGUAUGCCUUAGUGAAAUGAGAGCUCAUUUGAGGGCGUGUGACCAACAUAUAGAAAAAUACGGGCCUCUACAAGAAGUUGCAUACCCUGAAACAAGAUAUCCUUGUCCUUUCUGUCAGUAUGAAUUGGAUGAAGACGAUCUCUUGGACCAUUUUCUCACUUCUCACAGAACUGAAAGGAGACCAGUGUACUGUCCAAUCUGUCGUUUAUUACCUGGUGGUUGUCCAAGUUGUUAUAGCAGGAAUUUUAUAAGGCAUCUUCAGCUCAGACAGUUCUAUUACGAAGAUUAUAUAGACAUACAUAUUAUAGAAGAAGUUCUUGUUGAAAGAGUUAUAGACCAAUCAAUUUUAGAGUAUGUACAUGUGAAUAAUCCAGGUACUGCAUGAUCAUCGCAAGUAAAUUCAAAGACUAGUCAAAUAGAUUACAUUAUGAAUUAAAGUGUUGGUUGUUUAUACUGUUACUAACUAGUAACAUACAAAACAUUUUGAGUUUUAAACAUUUCAUGUGUGAAACAUUCCAUUUCAGGUAUGAAACAACUGUUCUGACCAUUCAAUUUAAAACAAAGCUUUUUAAAUUUCAGAUUCAAAAUGAAAACCUUAUGCAUAUCACUUAUUGUCAAUUUCCCUAAGUCUAAUUCAUUCCUAUAAGUGCUAAUUACAUUUAGGUUUCCAAAAUCCAUUAUUUUCCUUAAACAGCAUAUAGACAUUAGCAUCAAUAUAAAUUUAAUUGGUUGUGAAUUACUGAGACUGAAUGCAUAUCAGGACCCUUCUCAAAAUUAUGCACCUGAAUUCUGCCACCAUUCAUUCAUUUCAGAUGUGGAGAACCUAUGUUUAAACACUUCCAAGAAAUUAAUUAAUUAAUUAAUUUGUCAAUCAAAUCUAUUUAUCAAAGAAAUGUUUGUUUGGCUCUGAUCAAUCUUCCUAUAUGGUAUUACACAGACCAAUCAGUGAACAAGACCUUAAUGAGGAUCAAUUAGUAUCCAGAUUUUUAUGCUACCACAGUAUAAAAAUAGUCAAAGGAAGUUAUGAAAGCAACACAUGCAUUUAGUUUUGUUGAUGCAGCAAAUUUCACAUUUGCUUUAAACAAGUUGGCAUGUGAGUGUUUUUAGCAGGCUACAAAACUCUUUAUAAUUCUAAUUCAUUCUCAUCCUUUAAUUUCAACAUUAGGGAAAGGCUUAUUUUUCAAUUUAUACAUGAAAAAUAAAUCAAGAAACAAUUAGCUUUCAAAAUCAAAAUACCAUUUUAAGUCUGUCUAAUUAUACAUUUAUGCCAGGUGCUAGGUUCUUUUAGUGCGAAGUAAUUCUUCGGAAUAUAAAUUGUUAUGGCCUAUUUUUCCUAAAGUAAAAGAUACUAUCAGGCUUUUUGCCUAAAGUUUUGAAAAAAGUGACCGAAGUCCAGAUCAUCUUGUGACUGCAUUUCUAAGAGGACAGAGUCUUUAUGAUCAUGAAAAUGUUGCAAUGCCAAUGAGCAACUAUUUACUUUUUAAAACAUUGCAUCAUUUUUCAGAGAGAAAACUAUAACUUGGCAAACAAGAGUACAUUACAUAGUCCUGGUGACCUAAUUGGAUAUAUUAAUGCUAUAUCUUAUAAUGACAGCAGUUGGGUAGUCAGAUAUAGCAUAUUACCAUAAGGAAAAAACAUAACUGAAUUGGUUAAAUAGUACUCAAAAUUAGAAUAGGAGAGUGAAUGUGUCUGUUCAUCUUACUCUGUCCUGUAUUACAUAUGCAGACUGUUUUGCAGAACUCUGUAAAACUAAUUAACUUUAUAAAAUAUCAUUUAAAACAGCAUUUCCAAUAAUGUCAUUGACGUAUGUUUUGUAAAAACUGCACAUUCAUGCACAAAUAUAUGUACUGAUGAAAGUUCAUAGAAAAGUUAUUCUUAAAUUAUAUGUGUAUAUAAAACA
Molecule: messenger RNA, 2711 nt
Organism: Candoia aspera
Lineage: Eukaryota; Metazoa; Chordata; Lepidosauria; Squamata; Candoiidae
Gene: RNF125
Product: ring finger protein 125
Biological process (GO): protein polyubiquitination; ubiquitin-dependent protein catabolic process
Cellular component (GO): VCP-NPL4-UFD1 AAA ATPase complex
Molecular function (GO): ubiquitin protein ligase activity
Source: RefSeq, a predicted model, not a curated record